UCUUCCGCGCAAAGGCACAAGGAGAGCUGAUCUUUCACGUGUCUCUCUCUCUCUCUCUUGCUCCCGUUUUCUCUUUCGUUUUCUCUGCACUUUCUGUUUGUUUCUCUCCCCAUCUGUCGGUUGCUUCCUCCUUUCUUCGACGCCGCUCGCUGCUUCCGUCCUCUCUCUCCGGCCCACACUCAUUUCGGUUUCGCAGAGGGAGGUUUCAGAGAGAGCGAGAUAGGGGGAGAGAGGGAAAAAAAUAAGAUAGAAAGAUAGAUAUAGAAUAUGGAUGGAAAGAAGCAAUUGGGUUCUCCUUCUUCUUCCUCCUCAUCCUUCACUUCUGAUCUUUUCGGUUCAAAGGACUCCUCCGCUUCUUCGUCUUCCGGAAUUUUCGGCUCCAUUUUUCCGCCUCCUUCCAGGGUAUUGGGGAGAGAAUCUCUGCGCCCCGAAGCGACUGAGAAGCAGCAAAACUCUGCAAGUCAGGUUUGGAGCACCAAACCGGAAUCUCAAGAUGCUAUAGCCCGGAGCAAAGAAGGUGAAAAUCAGAGUGGACCGAGUAGGGACACAGGUCCGUGUUAUCAGGAGCAAAGGGUACAACAACCUUGUCAUCUCAGCUCCUCGUUAUAUUAUGGCGGCCAAGACAUCUACUCUCACCCUCAGAAUCCUCAAGGUUCUGGGUACUCGACAACGCAGCUAAACAAGGAUGGGGGUGAAGAUGAUUCAGACAGCGCUUCAAGAGGAAAUUGGUGGCAAGGGUCUCUAUAUUACUAAGAGUUCAGCGACGAUGGCAUGUGAAUUUCCGAUAUACUCAGGAAGUGAUAUACAUAGCAGUCAGUUUAUUAUGUGGAAGAUGGAUGCAUGCUAGUAGCUUGAUGCAGGAAGCUGAUGCUUGCUGCAGUCAAAUAUCAGAACUAUAGAGUUAGUAGUUACAUGUAAUUUUGCCUUAUAUUUUCCUUUUCUCCUUCCAACCCUACUGUAAUUUUCUACUGUAAAUAAAGUCUGCUUUGGUGCUUCAUUAUACCCUCAA
Molecule: messenger RNA, 1009 nt
Organism: Diospyros lotus (date-plum)
Lineage: Eukaryota; Viridiplantae; Streptophyta; Magnoliopsida; Ericales; Ebenaceae
Exons: 6
Coding region: 268-753 (161 amino acids)
Source: RefSeq, a predicted model, not a curated record